AUGAAUAGACAAGAAAUAGAAGCUAUGCUGGAAUCAAAUUCGGACUCAUAUUCGGAAGAUUACGACGAUACUGACGCUGAUCCAAACUGGUCCUCGGAAAGUGAACCGGACGAAAAUAUUUACGAACGUGAAUUAUUGGAUAAUUGUAACGUAACUAUUAAUACGAUUGGUAAUAAUUGGAAUAACGAUUUUUCUAAUGGACAGCUAAAUAGUCAUAUAAUUUUUAAUCCUGAUGUAAAUACUACUGGAAUAAAUCCAGAUAUAAUUGAAACUAUGUCUGAUGCCAGUCCUAUCGACUUUUUUUAUCUUUUUUUUGACAAAGAAAUUAUUGACAUGUUAGUGGUUGAAACAAACAGGUAUGCUAAUGCUAAAAAAAACACAGCAGGCUUAUCUCGACAUGCUAGAAUUAGAAAAUGGGUCGACACAAAUGAGCAGGAAAUUAAACUCUUUUUUGGUAUUGUUAUGUGGAUGGGCAUGGUGAAACUGCCAUCAAUUGCUCACUAUUGGAAAAAUUCUAUAUUAUAUUCUUGCAAUAUUCCAAAAUGUAUGUCCAGAAACAGGUUUGAAAUUAUUUUGAGUAUGUUACACAUUUCUGAUAAUGACAAAGCUCCUACUAAUGAUAGAUUAUACAAAAUCCAAAUAUUGAUUGAUUUACUCGUCGAAAAGUUCAAUAGUGCAGUAAUUCCUGAAGAGUCAGUUUGUAUCGAUGAGUCUAUGGUCCCUUACUUGGGUCGAUUAUCGUUUCGGCAGUAUAUUUCUAAUAAACGUCAUCGUUAUGGAGUCAAAAUCUUUAAGCUGUGUACACGGGACUUUUAUACGUCAAAAUAUAAAAUAUAUGCAGGAAAAGAAGCGACAAUGGGUGAUUCAGUUUCAUGUAAAGUAGUAAUGGAACUAAUGGAACCAUAUCUCGAUUUCGGUAGAACAUUGUAUGCAGAUAAUUGGUAUAACUCCAUUGACUUAGCGGAAAAAUUAUUGCAACGGAAAACACACUUAGUAGGAACUCUUAGAUCAAAUAGAAAAAGAAAUCCUAAAGAUGUAACACAAAAAAAACUUAACCGGGGUGAAAUAUUUGCAAAAAAGAGUGAUCGCGAAAUUAUGGUACUAAAAUGGAGAGACCGUAGAGAUGUUCUUAUGAUAAGUACAAAACAUUCAAACACGAUGGAAGAAGUCAUGGCUAAAAGAGGAAUUAAAAUAAAACCAAAAGUUGUUAUCGACUAUAACCGUGGUAAGGGCUACAUCGAUUUAACUGAUCAAAUGGGAUCUUAUAGUAGCUGUCUAAGAAGAGGUGUGAAGUGGUACCGUAAAGUUGCUAUGGAUAUUAUUUGCAACACAUCAUUAUUGAAUGCGUUUAGUAUUUAUAAAGGAGUCACUGGAAAUUCUAAGACAAUUACCCAGUUCAAAGACGACAUUAUUAUUGGAUUAAUUCAGCAAUCAAACAGUGUUCCAGAAGUUCCAGAAUUAUAUGAUGAACAUAAGUUGGUAAACAAUAAAAAAAGAGGUCGAUGUAAUCAAUGCUACAAAUACAUUUCUCGAACAGAAGAUGGCAAGAAAGAAAACCUCUCGCGUAUCAACGAUUUGUCCUAA
This is a messenger RNA of Metopolophium dirhodum (rose-grain aphid), 1584 nucleotides long. RefSeq names its product piggyBac transposable element-derived protein 4-like. The coding region runs from base 1 to 1584 and encodes 527 amino acids. NCBI's taxonomy places the organism in Eukaryota, Metazoa, Arthropoda, Insecta, Hemiptera, Aphididae. The transcript has 2 exons. The record is from RefSeq and is a predicted model, not a curated record.